GCAGCGCGACCGAUUUUGUGUUGUUAAUCGGCAGGGUUGUUAUUAUAAAAUCGUCUUGCUAAACUGCUACUGCUUUUUAACCCAUUUUAAAACGUCCCAAAUGUAAUUUAAGUUAUGUUCCUUACUAUGCAUAGUGCCGUAUAACAGCAAAUCAUCUGUUCUAAAAGUGAUUUUAUUUUCUUGAAACCGGAAGUCCGGAAAGGGAUCAAAGUAACGGGGGUGACUGACGAUUGCUUCAACUACACCUGUCUGCUUCAUUGAAUGAGGUUUACUAGAACAUUUGUGUCCGUUUUGAUCCCAAAUAUAAUUUAAAACACUGCGCAAACGCUUAAUUGUAUAUAAGUCAUAUAUUUGCACAAAACUGCAGUUUAACGGCGACGAGCUGGCGCAGGUCGUGGGUUGCCCGUGGACCAUGAGGGACAGUGGUAGCAGCCUAGCACAGAACCGCUGGCAGGGAGAGCUGGGCCUAGCUGUGGGCCAGGAAGACAGUGGAGGUGGUGGUGUAGGGAUCUCUGGGGGUCACCUGGGGAUGGACCCCACCUCCACCCACCAGAUGCCUAGCCCCAUGCACCUGAAACUGGACCAGAAAGAAAGGGAGGCCUGGGAUGCUGAGUACAUGGAGGAGUUGGAGCGGGAGGAGAUGGAGGGGGAUGAGGAAGAAGAUGAGGAAGAAGUGGAUUUUGAAGAAGGUGAAGGCUGGGAUGAGGAAGAGCAGGAAGAGGAGGAAGAUGGAGAGGAGGCUGAGGUUGAAUGGGAGGUCCCACACAUGGUUCCCACCACAUCCCUACAAGAGCAGAAUCAUCAUCACCAGCUGCAAGCACCACUGGAGGAUGACGAUGACGACAAUGACGACAACCAGGCCGAAAAUAAAGCCAGGGACUUUCCCAGCAACCCUAUCCAGUCCAGGCUCAAUGUGCUCCGGCAGCGCAGGCUAAGGCGCUGGCGGAAGCUCCGCUCCCAUUCCGGCCUUCGGUCCCGCCUUACUCAGCAUUGGAAGACCUGGCGUCAGCGGGCCCUGUGGGUCGGCACCCUGGGGCACAGGAGGGCGAGGAAGUGGCCCCAGUACAGUCAGUACGCCAACCGGCACAGGAGGGGAGCAGACCCGGGCCUCAGCCCGCUGUCAGACGACGAGAGGCUCAGUGGGUCUGAACGAGAUGACCGGUUGAAUGGUUACUCAGGAGACUACCAGUCCAUCCAGAUGGGAGUUCUGGGGGAACCGGAGGCUUCCUACUCUAUCGUCCGAGAGAAACCUGUGGAGGUCGCCCUCACUGAAGAACACAUGAGCUGCGUGCAUGGGAUCCUGGACGAGUCUCUCCAGAAGUAUGGCAGUCUGAUCCCCAUCCACGCUGACGACGUGGUGGAGAAACUACAGGACAUCUUCAAUGACAACUUCUCACAGCCUCACAGGAAAGCGGUGGUGCAACACCUAAUCCAGUCCUACCAGAGGUCGUCCGGCACGGCCAUGGUGCGAGGGUUCCGCGUCAACUACAAGCGUCAUGUCCUCACCAUGGAUGAUCUCAGCACGCUGUACGGACAGAACUGGCUCAAUGACCAGGUCAUGAACAUGUAUGGUGACCUUGUGAUGGACUCGGUGCCCGAGAAGGUUCACUUCUUCAACAGUUUCUUUUACGACAAGUUGAGGACGAAAGGCUACGAUGGAGUCAAACGAUGGACAAAGAACGUGGACAUAUUCCAGAAGGACCUGCUGUUGAUCCCCAUCCACCUGGAGGUCCACUGGUCCCUGGUCAGUGUGGACAUCCCCCGUAGGGCCAUCACCUACUUCGAUUCCCAACGCACACUUAACCGACGCUGCCCAAAGCAUAUUGCAAAGUACCUGCAGGCGGAGGCUGUCAAGAAAGACCAGAGAGAUUUCCUCACAGGGUGGAAAGGCUAUUUCAAAAUGAAUGUUGGUCGCCAGAACAAUGACAGUGACUGCGGAGCGUUCGUUCUUCAGUACUGCAAGACUCUGGCCCUGGGGCAGCCGUUCAGCUUCGGCCAGCAGGAUAUGCCCAAACUGAGAAGACUCAUGUACAAAGAACUGUGUCACUGCAAGCUCUCGCUGUGACGCCACGCCCUCUGAGGAUUCUUAGUGAAGAAGCGGCAGAUUCUAACGAGGAAGUGAGGGAUGGUUCUAACAAGCUAUGGUUAAGCUAGUGACUGAAAGAAAGGAAAAAAGUGUUACAUUUCAAAGGAACAUUUUUCUCUUCACAACGACAUCCAGAGACUUUACUACUUACUUUAAGUCAGGAGGGCAUUUUAUAUUUUCUCCCCAUGGGUUUUCUGCCCUCUUUCUGUUUUUCUCCCUUGACCCCCCCCCCCCCCCCCCCCCUAGUUUUUAAUUUCCAUGUCCAUGGUUGUUUCCUUGUGGUUGACAGAGGCCAAGUCUAAGAGUGUGUCCUAAAUGGCUCAAUGUUCCCUAUGUAGUGUACUACUUUUGACCCUAGCCUUAUGGGCCUUGAUCAGAUGCAGUACAAGGUAUAGGUAAUAGGGUUCAUUUUGGGAUGUAAACCAUGUCUGCUAAUCUGACAGUGCAACUGUAUUUUAAAUUUUUUUUAAGCCAUUUUAUUUGGACUUGGGAGACUCUCUCUCUUUCUCUCAACAGAUUUAUCACCUUAUCGACGCAGGAGCCCCCCAAACAGACAAGAUUGGAGUGGAAACAAGUGGUUAUUCUAGCUUCUUUACUUAAGUUCUUGUUUUUUGUUCCUCCCUCUCGUCAGUAAAAAAAUAAAUAAACAUGUUGCUAAUGCUUAUUGUUCAUGGUGUUUUGAGGGCAGUGAUGAUUUAUGUUUCUUAUUUUGAUUCAAAUAAAAACUAUCUGACUAGUU
This is a messenger RNA of Oncorhynchus kisutch (coho salmon), 2825 nucleotides long. RefSeq names its product SUMO specific peptidase 3b (gene senp3b). The record is from RefSeq and is a predicted model, not a curated record. Gene Ontology annotation, biological process: proteolysis; protein desumoylation. Gene Ontology annotation, cellular component: nucleus. Bases 413 to 2065 code for a protein of 550 amino acids. Gene Ontology annotation, molecular function: deSUMOylase activity. Lineage: Eukaryota; Metazoa; Chordata; Actinopteri; Salmoniformes; Salmonidae. The transcript has 11 exons.